Messenger RNA from Vicia faba (fava bean), 1458 nucleotides. Lineage: Eukaryota; Viridiplantae; Streptophyta; Magnoliopsida; Fabales; Fabaceae. The record is from the annotation of a GenBank genome assembly.
AUGGCGCCUGACCGUGAUCAGCUCAGGGCCAUGGUUCAGAAAGACAGGGAAUCAUUCAAAGAAUACGCACAAAGAUGGCGUGAGGUAGUCGCCCAAGUGAUUCCUCCCAUGGAAGAGAAGGAGAUGAAUAAGAGUUUCUUGAAGACACUGGGUGCUUUCUACUACGAGAGGAUGGUAGCAAGCGCGCCAAGUGACUUUACUGAAAUGGUAGGAAUGGGUAUCCGCUUAGAAGAGGCUGUGAGUGAGGGCCGUUUAACAAAGAGUGAAGGAUCUGACGGUGUGAAGAAGCCAUCUUAUGGGUUUACUAAGAAGAAAGAAGGAGAUGAAAAUGUUGUUAUACAAAAAAGGAGGGGAGCACCAGGGAAUAAUGUUGAGAAUUGUUAUCCUUUGAAGACAGAGGUACAAAAAUUGGUAAAGUAUGGUGUUCUAUCUUUCAAGGACGCGGGACCUAAUGUGAAAGAUAAUCCUCUACCCAAGCACGGGGGAGUAAAUGUUGUGAAUAUGGUGGCCGGUUGUCCAGUCGACUUUCGGAUUUUUGAUGUUAAUCAGGUUAGAGGAGAUUUGGUGAAAAUGUAUGCAGACCUCUGUGAAUUUAGCUACUAUACGCAUGACCAUUCCGGUUGUGCUAUUUGCAGUACAAACAUACAAGGUUACGAUAAGAUAAAGGCUGAUUUGCAAGAGAUGAUGGAUGAGGGCCUCAUCCACAUAAUCAGGCCUAGGGCAGAGUAUGAAGAGGAAGUGAAUAUGGUUUCUGGAUGUCCUGGUGAAUUCAUGAUUUUUGAUGUAGAGUAUAUGAAUGAGGACCUUGUACAGUUGCAUGCUACCUUCUGCCAUACGGCUGGUCAGGUGGAACACCAAUAUGGAUCUUGCCUAGUUUGCUGUCUAGAUUCCCGAGGAUGUUUAAUCGUGAAGAAGGGUGUUCAAUUGUUGUUAGACAAUGGAACUAUCAAGGUAACAAGUCAUAGGGAUGAUUACCAUGAAGUUGAUAUGGUUGAGGUUUGUUUGAUUGAAGAAGAGUCCAAUGAAGAGUAUGCCUCUGCAGAUGAGUAUUUCUCUUCAGACGAAGACUUGUUUUCUAGAAAUGAGUUAUUAAUGACUGAUUAUGUUGAAGAGGGGGUAAACGUCAUUGUGCCUUGUUUUGGUGCACCCGCCAAUUUUGAAGUUGAGUAUCAUAGCAAGCCAGCUAUCACCCCAUUGGUGAUUAGUUUGCCGGGUCCUAUCACCUACAAGUCAGAUAAGGAUGUGCCUUACAAAUAUAAUUCUACAAUCUUAGAGGAUGGAGUGGAGGUUCCCAUCCAGCCAAUGCCUGAUGUUGGAAAUAUAGCUGAAAAUAGCAUGGUGAACCGCAGCGGUCGUGUGUUUGCACCCGUUAUUCGAAGAGAUGUUGGUGCUGGAAAGAAAUUACUGAGAAUGUUGAACCCAAGAAGGCUUUGGGUGAGACUAGCAGAGCUACGUUAG